Spirodela intermedia is the source of this 4235-nucleotide messenger RNA. The record is from the annotation of a GenBank genome assembly. Lineage: Eukaryota; Viridiplantae; Streptophyta; Magnoliopsida; Alismatales; Araceae.
AUGUCGAGGCCCCUUCACCGAGGCUCUUCCGGCGGCGGCGCGCGGCUGAGCAUCGGAGGCACCCGGGACUACCUGGAUUACAGGGAGCCGUUGGAUUCCAAUUCCGAAACCAAGGAUUUCGAGAAUGGCUGUUCUGCGGCGGCGGUCGCAGCACCCUCCAGAAGUAGGCAGGGAGUGAGCGUCGUGCUGUUUAAUCUCGGCUUAACGCUGAUCGUGAUGCUCGCCAUCUUGGUCUCCCUCUACUGGACGAUCUCCAUCUCUAUGUCCUCCCGUGUGGGCAUCUACAAGGGCUACCGGAGGCUCCAGGAGCAGCUUGUUUUAGAUCUGUCACAGAUCGGGGAGCUCUCUCUCAGCACUGCGAAGCCUAAGGAGCUAGAAUUCUGCCCGCCCGAGUACGAGAAUCAUGUCCCUUGCUACAAUUCAUCCUCCUAUAUGGAUUCAGAAGAUUCCUACGUCGGUCGGUCUCGACAGGACCGCCAAUGCGUUAGGGAAUCCGCCGCCACCCUGGAGUCCAUUUGCCUGGUGCCACCUCCGAGGAAAUACAGGAUCCCUCUCCGAUGGCCGACUGGUCGGGACUUCAUAUGGAAGAACAACGUGAAGGUUUCCGGACAGGAGUUCUCCUUGGGCAGCUUAACAAAGAGGUGAGAACAGUUACUCGUAUAUGCUUAAUUUCAGAAAAUUGGGUGAUCAGUGGUGUUCUUCCAGGAUGAUGGUGGAGGAAGAACACAUAUCCUUCCACUCAGACUCUUUGAUGGUCGACGGUGUGGAGGACUAUUCCCAUCAGAUAGCAGAGAUGAUUGGGCUCAGGAACGACUCCAAUUUCAUUGAGGCCGGGGUAAGUCCGCCCGCUUGGUUUUCCUCUUUUGCUCAAAGGCUUUCUGCUUUCUGAUCUCUUUUUUGGUGGAGAAAUGACAAGGUAGAAGGCAAGGAAGAAACAAAUAAUGGAUCGUCCUGGGGACAUUUUGAAGCUCUUUUCUUCAAGCUACCUUGGAUUCUUCAAAAACGUUUCAUCUCAUUGAUGCAGGUUAGGACUGUCUUGGACAUCGAAUGCGGCUUUGGCAGCUUUGGAGCACACCUCUCUUCAAAACAGUUGUUGAUCAUAUGCCUUGCUGGUUAUGAGAUCUCCGGUAGUCAGGUCCAGUUGACUCUUGAGAGGGGUCUCCCUGCAAUUAUUGGCUCCUUCACGUCUAAACAACUGCCCUUUCCAGUUCUAUCCUUUGAUAUGGUCCAUUGUGCCCAGUGCGGGAUAGAAUGGGAGACAAAAGGUACAUGCUUAAAUUGGGAAAUUAGCCUCUUCUCAGUUAUUAUAAUCGUCCAUGGUGUGCAUGUGAAGUAUCCCUCCAGUUUAUCAUUCAUCUGGAGUUGAAUAUUUUGUGGAAAAUCUAGUUUAGUCUCUUAAAGCUGCUUCUACUUUACCUGGCCGUUCAUUCAAUAAUCCAUCAAGUUGAUCGCUUACUUGGAUUCAACCCUGCUGAUAUGACCCAAUCUGAUUACGGGCAAAAAAUCUAUGACCUGUGAGAUCUGAACACUUUUUGUGGAAGCUGGACAGGAAAAUUGACACGCCAGAACAAUGCAGAAACUCUAGAAUUUUUCCUAGUGAUCAUCAUUUACUUUUUAAGACUGGAUUCUUCCCUAUAAUUGGUUCUAUUCCUUGACCAAAUCAAACAGUGCUCUCUAACUAGGUGGUUAAAUCGUCUUUUAACUCGUGCCCAUGCAUUUACUUUCUGAUGGACGUUCUGCUCACGUGGCUGCAGAUGGUAUCUUUCUGAUUGAAGUUGACAGGCUUUUAAGGCCAGGUGGUUUCUUUGUCUGGACUUCAGCGUUGAAUACACACAGAUCGCUGCAAAGCAAGGAAAAUCAGAAGAAAUGGACGUUCAUACGUGAUUUUGCUGAGAGGUUAUGCUGGGACAUGCUGGCUCAACAAGAUGAGACAAUCAUCUGGAAAAAGACGAUAAAAAAGAAUUGUUACAGUUCUCGGUAUGAGAAUGAUAUAUCUAUCUAUAUUUAUUUUAUUAUCUUUUCCUGGAUUCGUUAAGUCGUCAAUUGAGAUGAAGAUCCGACUCAUAAGGUGACCUGAUGAUCUUUCAGGAAAUCUGGACCUAAUAUCUGUGGUAAAACUCAAGAUCCUGAAUCUCCAUACUAUGAAUCACUCCAUCUGUGCAUAGGUGGAACUCAUAGCCAACGGUGGAUUCCCAUUGAGAGUAGAACAGUGUGGCCUUCUCGGUCCAAGUUGAGCUCUGAUGAGCUCAGUGUCUACGGUAAUUUAUAUGAUUUGGAAUGGCAAUAGACACACACUAUAUUCCCCAGUUACGACUUUCCUGUUCUCACAGUUUAUCUUAACUAGGUGAUAAUUGUUUUUAUCCUCCAAUGCUCGUUUUUUUUUGUCAGGUGUGCACCAAGAAGACUUUUCUGAUGAUCUCAUGAACUGGAACUCUGUUGUCCGUAAUCAUUGGUCGCUGCUCUCACCUCUCAUAUUUUCAGACCAUCCAAAAAGGCCAGGGGACGAGGAUCCUUCCCCACCUUAUAACAUGCUCAGAAAUGUCCUAGACAUGAAUGCUCGAUUUGGUGGCUUUAAUGCCGCUCUACUUGAUGCCGGAAAAUCUGUAUGGGUCAUGAACGUAGUGCCUGUAAACGGUGUGAACUAUCUCCCCCUGAUCCUUGACAGGGGUUUAGUUGGUAUUCAACAUGAUUGGUACGUAUAAUUCUGUCUUAUCUAAAUGAAUUUAGAUUAUUGGGUCCGCUUCAAAGAUUAGGCGAAUUUAUUUUUCCUUCCUAGGAAAAUACGAUUAUCUUCUGAAACGCCAUAUGCAUAAUAUCUGCAGUUUUUAUCCUUCCCUUUGAGGUGACUUUUCUUUAUGCACUUCUACUGAGGUGAUCAACUUAUAAUCUGGUAAUUAUUUUCCAUCAGGUGUGAGGCAUUUCCAACAUAUCCGAGGACAUAUGAUAUGAUCCAUGCUGAUGGGUUGUUGUCACUUGAGGCACACCGGAAGCAGAAGUGCUCCCUGGUUAAACUAUUCGCGGAGAUUGAUCGGAUUUUGAGACCAGAGGUGCUUGUUAGGCCCAAUCUGAAAUGCUAACUAUUUUUUUUCGUUGGAUGUCUCUUCCUAGUAAUUUUUCUCGCCUAAUCUUAUGCUUGCUAUGGUAUCCUUGGGGAAAAUGUGGAGGUUUAUGCGAUUCAAAUGGUUCAUUGGGUUAUUACUUGGCAGACUAUGCUUUGGACAGCUUGUGGGAUUGCAAGAAUUUUUUUAGGGUUGUGUUCUGUUGACACUGAGGCAUAAGAGUAGGCUCUCCUUCAUUCUACUAAGUUCAUUAGAGCAUAUUUGGUAGUACUUUUUUACAAUAAUUGCUCUGAAUGUUUAUCUCGUAAUCCCUGCAAUAGAACCUUCCAAGGCAAUUGUUUGAUUUGUAGUCCUAUUGCUAUACAUCGAUUUCUCAUUAAAUUAUGACCCAUCUGCUCGGACCGACCAUUUAUUCUGUAGCCCUAAAUUCAUAAAUCAAUCUCUAUUCGAUGUAAUGGCCUUCUUCUCGAUAAGACUCUUCGAAUGACUCCUUUGAAAGAAAUCAGUAAUAUUGCUAUGUUUUUCACCAUUGUCAUCCCCAGCUGACCCACUCUCCCUUCUCUGGAGAUGAAUCAACUCUUCUGUGAAAGUUCUUUUGCAGAUCAGCCGGAGAAUUUGUCUCUGAAACCUAACCCAGGGGCGCUGGCUUGCUUUGGUGGUGUAAUUACUUCUCUAAUUAUUGUUCCCUUAUUCUUUCUCACUUGACUUGGUCUUAUUUUACUUCUACUUGCAUGAUUCGGUUCUUCAAGUGGGAAGCCUUGACCUCGUUGUGUAAUUAUAAUUUUGUGAUUACCUGUUAUGCUUCUUAUGCCUAUUUACACUUUUCUUCCUUCCUCGUGAGGAGUUUUAGUAUCAACUGAAAAAAUAUUGCUGAAACCUGACUGCUUUUACUGAUCCGAUGCCUAUUCUUGAAACAUGCUUCCCGAUUGAAGACUGCUUUGUUUAUGAUAGCUAGAUUCAGAUUGGCUCGUCACUUUCUUCGGAAUAUCUCCAGAGAGGCUGAAAGUGGCUCCAAUGCAGGGCUGGGUCAUACUCCGGGACACAGCGUCUCUCAUCGAGGAGACCCGCUCCGUCACGUCGCUGAUGAAAUGGGACGCCCGCAUGAUGGAGACCGACGUCAACAGCGACGAGAGGCUCCUCCUCUGCCAGAAGCCCUUCAUAAGGAAACAGCAGUAA